This is a messenger RNA of Alternaria alternata, 2220 nucleotides long. RefSeq lists its product as hypothetical. The record is from RefSeq and is a predicted model, not a curated record. The transcript is spliced from 2 exons. NCBI's taxonomy places the organism in Eukaryota, Fungi, Ascomycota, Dothideomycetes, Pleosporales, Pleosporaceae. The annotation marks the transcript as partial. Gene Ontology annotation, cellular component: cytoplasm.
GUGGCCAACCUCGUGCUGAUGCGCGCAUACUAUGAGCGCCCAAACUUCUACUCGGCCGCCGUCUACAUCUCCCAGAGCACCGGCUCGCUCAUGUUCCUGGUCAAUCUCGUGCUCAUAGUCGCCGCGAGCUUUGGUUAUGGACUCCAACGACUCUUCUAUGGCCCUCUGCGCCCCAUCGAGACGGAGCAGCUAUACGACAAGGCUUGGUUUGCUGUGAGCGAGACAUUACUAGCAAUGACCAUCUUCAGAGACGAUCUUGGCAUGUGGUUCUUCGCCAUGUUCCUCUGCUUGCUCGCAGGCAAGGUCUGGCAGUGGAUUGGGGAGGGAAGGGUCGAGUUUCUCGAGCAACAGCCGCCCGCGAAUCCAAAGUUGUUCCACACCCGCCUGAUGAGCUCCCUGCUACUCUCCGUUGGCUUCGAUAUAUUCAUGAUGCAAUACUGCAUCGAUUCCAUUCUCUCAGAGGCGCGGCCUGGUGUCAUGGUCAUGUUUGGCUUCGAAUACGUCCUCCUGGCGACCGCAUCCAUUUCGACUCUGCUACGAUACACGCUCUCGCUCGUCGAACUAUUCAUUACACAGCGCCAAGAGAAGGCACGAGAGGAGGCUCGCAGAAUUGCAAGAGAACAGACACGUCAACAGGCAGCAGCAGCUGGAGCUGAAGCGCCUGUCGAGAUGGAGGAGGAGGAGGAGGAUGAUGAUGAUGAAGGUGACGUGCCCGGGUGGGAGGAAAAGGGCCGCUGGGUUUUUUACUUGGACCUCGCGACCGACUUCGUCAAGACGCUUGUCUAUCUGGGCUUCUUCGUCAUUCUUAUGACAUUCUACGGCAUACCGAUUCAUAUUAUGCGAGACCUGUUCAUGACGAUACGAUCCCUUCUCAAGCGAAUCAACGACUUCAUCCAGUACCGGAACGCGACCCGCGACAUGAACACACGCUAUCCAGACGCGACAGCAGAAGAACUGGAUCGAGAGAAUACAUGCAUCGUCUGUCGCGAGGAGAUGCGGCCCUGGACACAGCCAGGUGCGGAUGGUGCGCAGCCUGGCCGAAGGAUGGAUGAGCGACAACGGCCGAAGAAGCUCCCAUGUGGGCACAUCUUGCAUUUCGGCUGUCUUCGUAGUUGGCUGGAGAGACAACAACAAAACCAGCAGAACCGAGAGGCGCUGCGAGCAAUGUUUGGAGGAAAUGCACAACAAGGUGCUGUUGGAGGGCAACAAGGCCAGGGCCAACAGGCAGCACCGCAAGGUGCACAGGCGAAUCCCCCAGCCGGCAACAUGCGCGUUUUCAACUUCGGACCCUUUAGAGUCGCUCUCGGGAAUAUUCGGGUACCACCCGGCCAACAGGAUAACGUCGCUGUGCAGAAUGCGAUUCAGCAACUGCGUCAACAGGCCGCCGCGAACAACGUGGCGCAAAAUCAAGACCAACAAAACCAAGCACAGGGCCACAUAGCGGCCACACAAGGCGUUGCUCCCAGCUUUCCUACUGGACCCAUGCCCGGAGCUGUCGCACUUCACCCGUCAGAUAUUCAGUCGGACAUACUGCGUAUACAACAGAACAUCAUUGAAUCGAUGCGAAGUUUGAACGUACAACAUGAGCAACUCGAGGUUCUCCACAGACUUCUUGCUGAGCUCAACCGACUUCAACAGGCUUCUGGCGUAAUAGCCGCAACAGGGCAAGAGCUACCACCUAUUGCCUCGUUGAAUGCAUCCAGUACGAAUUCGUUUACUCCACAAGCCUAUUUCUCUAGAGGUUCCGUCUUGCGUCAGGGUGAUCCUGGUGUACCCGAAGGGCUAACGCUACCGGAAGGGUGGACAUUGAGGCCGAUGGCACUAGCGCCACGGACUGGCCAAGAAACCGCGACACGUCCGUCCUCGCAACCUGGACAUCUGGCGCAAGAAGGCAGCUCGGCGCAACCUCAAUCGCAACCAUCGCAGCCAGUAGUGGGAUCUGAAGCAGGGCCUUCAACGUCUGCUACUGUGACUCCUCAAAGCCAGCCAACCCCAUCAGCGCCGAACGCGACUGUUUCUGAUCAGUCCUCGACUUUGUCCCCAAAGCCUGCCGAUCCCAGUAGUCUUGAGAGUAGUCUUGAGUCUAGCUGGAGUUUUGGCAACGUAGGGGAAAGGACGGAGACUGAGGGUUCAAGCUCUGCGGUUGCUGACAAUAAUUCGGACAGUCAGGGUGCGACGAGGCGGACGGUCACCAUGGAAGAUGUUGAAGACAGUGAGCAG